Guillardia theta CCMP2712 is the source of this 1926-nucleotide messenger RNA. RefSeq lists its product as hypothetical. The record is from RefSeq and is a predicted model, not a curated record. The transcript has a single exon. The coding region runs from base 1 to 1926 and encodes 641 amino acids. NCBI's taxonomy places the organism in Eukaryota, Cryptophyceae, Pyrenomonadales, Geminigeraceae.
AUGGUUGUGCGUGAGCAGCAUUGCUGGCACUGUGAGCAACUGGUCCAUACCGAAUCGUCAGCCUCCUCUAAUUCCGACUCGGCAUUCUCCGACGACGGCUUCAAUGUCGACUGCGACUGCAGGGACUCUUGGAUCUUUCAGCGAAGCUGCUCCAUCAAGAAAGGCGACCUGAUCUCUGGACUGGAGCUGAAGCGAGCGACAGAGUCAGCGAGCUACUCCUCGCUCUUCUACUCCUCACAGCCGAUGACGGCUGCGCUCACCAGGCUGCCCUUUAGGAUUUUCUUUGCCUUCAUGUCCUCCAUCUUGACUUACUACUUCCAAAACGACUUGGUCUUCCUCCAGAGCGAUGCAGUGAGGCUGAGCUCGAGGUUUCGCUUCACUGCCCUUGAGCUCAGGAACGAGAUGUGCCCCCUGUCCAGCAACGUGCACUCCGUAGGACUCCUCCUCAAGGACCGAGUGGUGCCGCUGCCGCUGCGCUCAUUGGAGCGCCAUGGCUCCUCCAUCGAGAUCUCUCUUCCUUCCCCCGUUCCUUGGAAUGGCUGGUUCUUCAACACCUCCAUGGAGGACCUGAGCUUCGACCCCGUCCGUUUCACCUUCGAGGCUUUCGACGCAGACUCGCAGUCGUGGACGCUCGUUGGGUCCUCCAGCUACCUCACCAUCUCUUCAACAAGCACCUUCUUCCAUGGCCGCUACCCGACGACGGAGGAGCGGGGCAAGCUCGAGAUGCAGAGCAGGAGGCCGCACUUCCCGCAGAAGAUGCAGCUCGUCACCAACCUCAUGGUCGCUGUCUUCACCGGACUGACGGGGCUGAGCGGGGCGAUCGGCCUAGAGAGGUGCGGGAGGAGCCUGUUGAGCUUUGUCGUCAUGUGGUGUGCGCUGUCUGACGCAGCCAUCGCCGUGUGGGUGUGGACGUGUGGAGGUGAAACUCAGAUGUGCGAGAAAGGAAGUUGGACGCACUGGCAUGCCUUGUCAUCUGCCCUGCAGUACAGCCUCGCCUUUCUCUUCCUCGCGGGCCUCAGCAAGGAGCACGUGCAGUCCUUCUUCAUCACCAUCGGGACCUUCUCGAUGGCCUCGGCCCUUGUGCUGCUCCACUCCCCGUACGAUGGGCCAUACUCUUCCUCCGUGUGGUACUUCGUGAUCAGCAUCCCCUGCCUGAGCAUUGCGAUCUCUGUCUUCAUCAGCAGGAGCAUCAUCGUCGCAACUGCGAAGCAGCUCGUGAGAGACGACAAGGACAGGUACAGGGAGCUGUGGAGUCAGAUCAUGGCCACGCAAAAGCAAGCGCUGCUCGAUCUCGACAGGUUGGUGCGGCAUGUCCAGAACGGCUGUACCAGGGACGCAGUUCAGUAUCAGCCUCCCUCCCAUAUCUGCCGCCUCAUGCCCGAGACUUGUCUGGACCGCCUGUACGCUGGAUCAAGUGUCGUCGACCCCCUCCUCCGGGAGAAGACGCUGCUGUGGGCCUCGAAGGGGGCGGGCCUCCUUCCCUGCAUCGUGUGCAGCGAGUGUCCCAAGUACCUCCGGCUGAUGUCGACGGACGGGCGGGAGGUGACGUGCGUGAAGUGGGCGUCGCUGAAGAAGAGGGAGCGAGCGAUUGAGAAGAUCGUGCGCAUCUACUCGAGCGAUGUCUCGAAGAUCCUCGACAUCGUCCGCCAGUCCAUCAUCUUCGACUCGGUCGCAGACCUGACGUCCUGCCUCCGCGUCAUCUUCGAGGACGAGGACGUCGAGCUAGUGCGCGUCAAGAACCGACUUGACCGCAGGUACGACGCCAGCGCGACUGCUGGCUACAGAGACGUCCUGCUCAACCUCCGCUUCUUGUCUGCCAAGUGGUACGUGUGCGAGCUCCAACUCAUCCUCCGGGAAUAUGCCGAGCUCAAGACCGACUCCGGUCACUCUCGCUAUGUGUCAUGGCGUAACGCUCUGUGCACCUGA